Molecule: messenger RNA, 705 nt
Organism: Branchiostoma floridae (Florida lancelet)
Lineage: Eukaryota; Metazoa; Chordata; Leptocardii; Amphioxiformes; Branchiostomatidae
Exons: 4
Coding region: 34-705 (223 amino acids)
Source: RefSeq, a predicted model, not a curated record
AACGCGUUUUCGAAAGAAGGACCUUGUGCGACCAUGGAUGUAUUCACAGUAGCCACAGCCGUUACAGCUCUAAGUGCAACUGUCGCCAUCGUAGUGUACUUGCUACUCUCUCAUCACCUGACUACACAAUCGUCGUCUUGGCCCAAGACUAAGCAAUCUCUGGCUUACAUUCAAAAGGUGGUACCGAAGAAGAAAAAAAUUCAAACACCACUUAACUCUCUUAACGACUUCAUACCAGUGGGGGAAGCGACAGCGGUCCAUGACGUGGUACAACUGUUUGUCCGUCGUGGGAACGAGUUUUCUGUGUACAGUAUAGACUGGGAACAAGAAGUGGUGGUGUUGAUCCGACCCGUGGAUGGUGCGGAUCUGAAAACACAUCCGUUCUUUCGUGAGGCUCAGAGACGGAAAGCAGUCGAGGUUCUCUGUGUCCCCUUGGAGCGACUCCAGGACGUGGCGAGCGCUGUUGCUGACGAAGUUGCGCAUGUGCAGGAAGUCUUCAUUUUCAUGACAGCGCGAUGUGGUUCGACUCUGGUAACGCGACUUGUAGAGGCCACAUCGGUGGCACAGGCUGUGUGUGAGGAUGACGUCUUCUCUGUCAUUCACAUGGCUGUCCACCGACACCGUCCUAUCAACAAGGCCGGACUCCGCCUCAUCACAGCUGUUACACGCUUCUGUCAAAUGAAGAGUCUACCAUUGGUCUUCUGA